CUCUUUAAAAUAUUUAUUGGUAGAGAAAAAAAUAUCCAGACAUUGUAUGUGCUUGUAUAAUAUACUUAUAUACAUCAAUGAAUUCGGCCACUGCGUCAACAAAUCGAAUUCGAACUUGUUUUAGCUAAUAAAGCAACAAAUAAAAUACGUCAUAAUCAUACAUCAUUUCAGAUCGUUGCUAAAUUUAUCUGAGUUUCGAUCAGAUGGGCUGUCGCCGAUUUUCUGGAGGAGGACAUCACCCACACGGAGGUCCGCCACCCCCUCGUCACCAUCACCACCAUCGUGGCAGACAUGGUGGUGGUAGACACUGUGGACACGGACCCCAGCACCAGCCUUUUCCACCACCCCCUCAUCGUCCCCAUGGACAUGGAAGCCACUUUUGGGAGGGAUACGGUCCACCUCCACCACCGCCCCAUUAUCCACCACCGGGGGGAUAUCCGUAUGGUGGCCACUAUUGGCAGGGAUAUCCUCCUCCGCCACCUCCGCCUCCUUCAUCACACCACCCCCCACCAUCUGGAUCUCCAGCAGGAGGGUGUCCGCAUUGUGGUUGCCCAGGAGGCGGUCCACCUCAAAGUGGAUCUCCCGGUACCGAAAGACCUCACAACGAAUCCUCAAACGACGAUCAGCAUGGCAGCUCCCAAUCUCCAAUUCCCGGUGACGAAGUCCCUACUGAUGAAAUACCUGGAAAAAAUAAAUACGAAAUCAUUGAUCUUUAGACAAAAAACAAA
Molecule: messenger RNA, 728 nt
Organism: Drosophila sechellia
Lineage: Eukaryota; Metazoa; Arthropoda; Insecta; Diptera; Drosophilidae
Product: basic salivary proline-rich protein 4
Exons: 2
Coding region: 204-716 (170 amino acids)
Source: RefSeq, a predicted model, not a curated record